Musa acuminata AAA Group (dessert banana) is the source of this 2331-nucleotide messenger RNA. RefSeq names its product riboflavin synthase-like. Bases 105 to 977 code for a protein of 290 amino acids. The record is from RefSeq and is a predicted model, not a curated record. Gene Ontology annotation, biological process: riboflavin biosynthetic process. The transcript is spliced from 2 exons. Lineage: Eukaryota; Viridiplantae; Streptophyta; Magnoliopsida; Zingiberales; Musaceae. Gene Ontology annotation, molecular function: riboflavin synthase activity.
UAUUUCGUUGGUCACAAGUCUCCAGCAGACCAAACGGACUCCAUCGCCUUACCUAAUUUUCGGCCGCCUUGCAUUUUGCUGCCCUCGAAUCGUCGAACAGAACAAUGGCGGCGUCGUCUGCCUCCGCCCGCCUCCAUCUUCCCCUCGCCAGGCUCGAACCCUCUCUUCUUCUUCCUCCCCCGACGAGCGCUUGCAAUUGCUACUUCUCCGUCUCCUACUCGCUCUCUCUUAAACCCUCGUCGUCGUCCAUCUUUCUCAAACCCCUCCUUUUUCCCCGAUCCUUUCGCUCCAAGCCCCUCAAGAGCCGGGCCCCUAGAUCUAGCGCCUUCACGUGCCUCUUCACCGGCAUCGUGGAGGAGAUGGGCCACGUCGAGCGCCUCGGCCCCUCCGGGGACGAUGACGGCGGCAUCGAGAUGCGCAUCGCCGCGAGCACCGUCCUCGAAGGCGUCCAGCUCGGUGACAGUAUCGCCGUCAACGGCACCUGCCUCACCGUGUCCCACUUCGACCCCGGCGCCUCCACCUUCACCGUCGGCCUCUCGCCCGAGACCCUCCGCCGGACCGCCCUCGGUGAGCUCGGCCUCGGGUCCCCCGUCAACCUCGAGCGCUCCCUGCAGCCGAUAUCGCGGAUGGGCGGCCACAUCGUGCAGGGCCACGUCGACGGCACCGGCGAGAUCGCGUCCUUCGUGCCCGAGGGGGACUCGCUGUGGGUGAAAGUGCGGGCCACGCCGGAGCUGCUGCGCUACGUCGUGCCCAAGGGGUUCAUCGCGGUGGACGGGACGAGCCUGACGGUGGUGAAGGUGUACGAGGAGGAGGGGUGCUUCGACUUCAUGUUGGUGGCCUACACACAGCAGAAGGUGGUGAUCCCGCUGAAGAAGGUCGGGGAUAAGGUGAACUUGGAGGUAGAUAUACUCGGCAAGUACGUCGAGAAGCUUCUUAGAGGCAGAUUCGAUGAUCAUUCCGCUGCUAUUACUUCUUGAUAGGAAACGGGAGGAGGGAGUUGUAUGUCAUCAGCCGAUUGUACCAUGGAUAUUCUAGGAGGAAUGAUACAUUUAUUUUGCUUGUUUUGUUUUCUUACGAUUAAUGGGCAAUGUCACUUAAUUAUCAUGGCUCAACCUUCUAUUGUUAACUAUGAUUUAUUUAAGCAUUUUUGAAUCAACAGUUUAAACUCAACAAUUAACUUAACAAUAGAAAUAGUUAAUCCAUCAUCAAACACUUAUAGGUCUUUCUAAGUAACCUGUGCAUCUUUGUUAAGAUACAACAUAACCCAAAAUCAAAUCCAGUAAUAGUCCAAUGAGACCUCACAUCAUUCCAUCUUUGAACGACUGAUUAGACUCAUCUAAAUUAUUAUGCCUAGUCAUAAAGAGUCAUAUAGAGUCAUAUUUCACCGCAUCUGAUGGUUCCCCAAACUAGAGUCUUGCACCACCCUCCCACCAGAAUCGAUUCCUUGGCCAUCAAUCCCUCUCCCUCAUCAGGUGGAGGUGGCACGAAGAAAGCUUUACUUGGGGAACAAAAAAGCUAAUGUCCAAUGUUACCGAGUAGAGUCAAUAUUUUGAGGCAGUCUCCAUACGUAUUCUUAAGACGAGGGUAAAUUUAGGGCGGACAUAUGCACAAUGAUUGAUGUUCAUCGGGUGGGACGAUCGGUGUGCCAACGUAGUCGCGUUGGCCACCAUACACGCGUUCUGAUGCCAGCUCUCAUCGCCUUCCAAACACAUGCUUUUGCUGCGUCGGGUUAGGAUUAUAAAUUUGUGUAUCGAUAUAUACCCAUUCGCCUGUACCACCACCAGGAGAACAAGAGAGGACCAAAGAGGGAGAGAAGAGAGAGAGAGAGAGAUCUGCCGCUACCAUCAUCAUGAAGGCAACCGGCAUCGUCACGGUCGCUUCUACGGCGAUCAUGGCGGCCGCCUCGUACUCGACUGCGGUGUCCGGCUCGCUCUCGGAUCCCAAACUCCAAGCUCCAAACCAGGUAAGUGGGCGUCCGUCCACAUCAGCUAUAACGAGUAACUCAGGAUGCUGUGUUCGGCUUCUCACCACGCUCCUCUCGUCCGACACCAUGGAGCAGGGCCGAGAGUCGUCGUCUCAGGAGAGGCAGAAGCAGAAGCAGGAAGAUGGAUCGACUCCGAGAUUCGACGGGUUGCGGUUCAUCGAGUCGCUCGUCACCGCGCAUCGAUGAGAUGAGACCGCGCACCGUUUGCUGCUACCAAUGAUUGCACAUCAUUCUUCUCGACGGUGCAACUACGUUUGAUCAUUGCUGUUUAGUGGUUGGAGAAGGUGUAAUUUUCUUCCCCCUGUUUUCUUGUUUACACUGAAACGAGAAGCACAUGUUCCAUGUGA